This is a messenger RNA of Gossypium arboreum, 692 nucleotides long. Its product is annotated as heavy metal-associated isoprenylated plant protein 28-like. The coding region runs from base 68 to 571 and encodes 167 amino acids. Gene Ontology annotation, molecular function: metal ion binding. The record is from RefSeq and is a predicted model, not a curated record. Lineage: Eukaryota; Viridiplantae; Streptophyta; Magnoliopsida; Malvales; Malvaceae. The transcript is spliced from 3 exons.
UCCCCAUGGUUAUCAAUUCUCAUCCAUCAUUUUUCUUUUCUAAAUACCAAGAUUACAGAUACUCAAAAUGGCGGUUAGUUCUGUUUCUAUCGUUUUUAUAUGUAACACACACAUUACCAAAGAAAAAUCAGUUUUGCAUCAAACUAUAUUAGAGAUGAGAGUACAUAUGGACUGUGAAGGCUGCGCGGUCAAGAUAAAGAAGGCUCUUGGAAAACUCAAGGGAGUGGACAGUGUAGAUGUGGAUAUGAGGAUGCAAAAGGUAACGGUCAUGGGGUGGGCAGUGUCAGACCAGAAGAAGAUGUUGAAAAGAGUGAGAAAAAGCGGAAAAAGAGCAGAGCUGUGGCCGUAUCCAUACAAACCUGACAACCAAUUUUACUACGAAUACUAUGAAAGACAACCCACGAUUACUUACCAUGCAACCGGCCAUUCAUCGUCCUACUACUACUACAAGCAUGGGAAUGAUGGCCAUGAUCAUGGUUACUAUCAGCCACCACCUUAUUCAACUCUUGUUGAUGAACAAGCCAGCUCUAUCUUCAGCGAUGAAAAUCCACACGCUUGCUCCAUAAUGUGAUAUAUAUAUAUAUGAAUGACUGUGUAAAUAAAAGCUACAAGUAUUUGUGAGCUGAAUUUCCCUUGUAAGACUAAGAACUGUUGUAAUUUUGUGCGUUGAAGAUGAAGAAUUUUUUAGUGCA